CUGAGCUCGUAUGGGGUUCGAGCUGAGCGGGUCGAAAAGGUGGUUGAGUGCUUUGGGAUACUAAUCCUGGCACUUUGCAAAGCUGUAAGACGUCAGAAAGCCAUGGCAAUUGACAUGGCAGCCCAAUACAAGAAGUGGGACGACUUUGAUGAUGAAUUGGAGGACUUGGACGAGGAUGCAAAUGAUGGCUUCGAGCUGAAUUCAGGCAUGGAUCUCAAUGCGUUGACGGGGCCAGCGGAAGAGGUCAAGAUGAUCAAAGCUCAUUGGCGAAGGGAAGGCAGGCGGCUGGCGAGGUCUUCCCAGAAGCCGCCCAACAACGAUCACAGGCAGAAAUCCAUUGUGCCUGAGCCAGGGCCUAUGCAGGAACGACCCUGCGUGACAUCAGAGCAGCGCCUUUUAGAACAGAAUUACAAGAAGUGGAACAAGUUUGAUGCGGAUGCUGCCAUGCUGGAAAUCGACAAUGCAGAUACAACAGAAGAAGGCAAAGCAAUGCGUUUGUCAGCAGGACAAGGCUCCGCGAUGCUCAAUUGCGAGGGGUACACCAAAGAUAGGGAGGAGUAUGAUCUCGACCAAGACAUUGAGCGCAAUAUGGGCGGGCUCAAGCAACUUUUGGCGCAAAACUUGAAAGAUGCCUCGCAAUUGAAGAUGGAAGGGAACACCAUGCUACGAGCUGGUCAAGCGAAGGAAGCAGCCGAUCAGUACCGGAAAGGCAUUGAGACCCUGCAGCUUGCGCGGCAAGCGAGUGUCUUGAUGAGUGCUUCGCUGGCUGACAAGCAGUCCCAGCUGCUGGCGGAUUUGAACAAAAACCUUGCAGCGGCCCAGCUUGCGAUCUCUGACUUCAGCGGUGCGCUGGCGAGCGCAGAUGAAGCUUUGACAGUUUCAGAUGAUGAGAAGGCAAGAUACAGACGUGCAGUUGCCCUGGUUCGGCUAAAGCGCCUGGAUGAAGCACGGAAGGAGGUUGAGAAAUUGGAUAGUUCUGACCCAGCUGUGCAGAAACUGAAGUCUGAACUAAAAUAGCAUCAAUCGCAA
This is a messenger RNA of Effrenium voratum, 1029 nucleotides long. Lineage: Eukaryota; Dinophyceae; Suessiales; Symbiodiniaceae. The record is from the annotation of a GenBank genome assembly.